CCUCCUACAGUGGAGGCGACAUAAGUUCUCUGUCCGUCUCACUCUCUCCGUCUCUCUUUCUCUCUGUCAGUUAUUCACUUCCCUGUCUAUGGGAAGGAGCAGAGUAAAAAACAGUCGAACUUUACUGGAUAAACUUACCAAGUACACAGUUGCCGCUUGCUCGCGAGUUUUACAGAGUGUUUGAGAAGGGCUUAAAAAAUUCCCUAUUCCUUUAUCGCUGGAAAUAAGUUAUUAUUUGUUGACAUCAGUUGACUGUGGUGAGGAAUUUUAUUGUUUCGUAGCAAGAUGGAUAUGCGAGACGAUGUCCCACCUCGGCCACAGAAUGGACAAUCCAUUCACAAAUACAAGAAACUGUGCAUUCUGAAAUGGAUUUGUGUCGUUGUUACCUCGCUUCUCGUGUCGUCUGCUGCCGUUGUCGUCAUUGUUCAAACUGUGAGCGCUAUAAACAAGGUGUCCACCGACAUCGGCGGCCGGCUGUCUGCCGUGCAGGAAAAGUUCGACAGCCUGGAGAAGAAAGUGUCAGAUGAUGUCAACAAGGCGCAAAGUUCCGACAAGGCAUACAUACUAGCCGCUAUAAACCAGGUGUCCACCAUCAUCAUCAGCCGGCUGUCUGCCGUGCAGAAAAAGUUCGACAACCUGGAGGAGAAAGUGUCUGAUGACGUCAAGGCGCGAAGUUCGGACAAGGCAGGCGUGCUGACCGCAAUAAACCAAGUGUCCACCAACAUCGGCGGCCAGCUGUCUGCCGUGCAGAAAAAGUUCGACAGCCUGGAGGAGAAAGUGUCUAAGGUGGAAGAUGACGUCACCGCGCAAAGUUCGGACAAGGCAUGCGUGCUGGCCGCAAUAAACCAAGUGUCCACCAAUAUCAGCCGCCGGCUGUCUGCCGUGCAGGAAAAGUUCGACAAACUGGAGGAGAAAGUGUCUGAGGUGGAAGAUGACGUCAAGGCGCGAAGUAAGCUUAAGCUUUGCUCCCACGGCAACGGCUGUGAGCUGACCAGUAGGCCUGAAGCAAUGACCCACUGUUACACAGUGUUCGAACAGAAAACUACGUGGGCAGAUGCGAGAAAGAAAUGUGAAUCUCUCGGGGGCUUUCUGGCCGAGUUCCAUGACCAUGCCUCUCUGGAAUACGUGAAACGGGUUGUUACCACUGAUACGUCAAGGCUCUGGCUCGGCGCCACUGACCUGGGCAAAGAGGGCAUCUGGACAUGGGUCACGUCCAACAGACGUUUGUCCGUGGAAGACUGGGCCAGGACCCAGCCGGACAACUACAAGAACAACGAGCACUGCCUGGAGAUAAGAAAAGAAAUUGGGAGAAAAGUAUGGAACGACAUGCCAUGUGAUUACAAGCUGGGAUAUCUCUGUCAGAGAGACGGGGACAAAUGUGAAGGCUGGCUGUAA
Molecule: messenger RNA, 1395 nt
Organism: Aplysia californica (California sea hare)
Lineage: Eukaryota; Metazoa; Mollusca; Gastropoda; Aplysiida; Aplysiidae
Product: C-type lectin domain family 4 member F-like
Exons: 1
Coding region: 286-1395 (369 amino acids)
Source: RefSeq, a predicted model, not a curated record